AUGGUGAGUGAACAAGUUUGUAUUAUAAUUCAAAUUUAGCUCUCGGCAAAAGCGAGAAAAGCAUUUAGAACUGUCAGGGGGAUUAAGAACUCCCAGAUGAGGACGGGCAACUUCUCUGCGUUCGAUUUCCAUCGAAAUCUUUACAAGAUUUCGCCUGAGGCAGCUUUAUGUUAUUUGGAAAUGAGUUAUUCAAUUGAUGAUAGAGUGAAAAAAAUGGAUGGAGAAGCCGCUGAUUUUGUCAGAUUGGUGAGUUUAAUUUUAAACCUUCUAUAUUUUACUUUAUAUUACAUAUUUUUGAUGUCUGUCAUCUAUAUCAGGUAACGUAAAAUUUUCAGAUGAAAGCCAUUUACAUUGAUGGUCCCUGGAGUGCCUAUGAAAGAUUGUCCCGAGUUAAUGAGGUCCCACAUGCUCUAAAAUCGCUUAGUGACACUGCCAGAAGCCAAAUAUACAAGGCUUUUCCAAACUUUAAAACACUGAGCAAUGGUAAGCAUUUAAAUUAAUAUCGAAUUCUAGCCGAACCUGGGCCGUAUUUGCCGUAUUUCCCUUAUAUCUCUUCAGGAAACCCCCGAGAUCAGUCUGCACGAUUAAUGCGUGAGAUUUAUUCGAAUCGAGGAUAA
This is a messenger RNA of Bursaphelenchus xylophilus (pine wood nematode), 617 nucleotides long. Lineage: Eukaryota; Metazoa; Nematoda; Chromadorea; Rhabditida; Aphelenchoididae. The record is from the annotation of a GenBank genome assembly.